Ornithodoros turicata is the source of this 636-nucleotide messenger RNA. Its product is annotated as protein LLP homolog. The record is from RefSeq and is a predicted model, not a curated record. Lineage: Eukaryota; Metazoa; Arthropoda; Arachnida; Ixodida; Argasidae. Gene Ontology annotation, cellular component: nucleolus. Gene Ontology annotation, molecular function: RNA binding. The transcript is spliced from 3 exons. Gene Ontology annotation, biological process: dendrite extension. The coding region runs from base 120 to 548 and encodes 142 amino acids.
GCAUCGGUAUCAUCAGCACCCAGUGCUCAUUUUCUCUGGCAUAUCUGAGCGGCAGCGACAUCAUCAAAAUAGAGCAAAGGAGCACGUUGUCGCAUCGAUAUUGGUGAACGUUCCAUAAAAUGGCAAAGAGCUUAAGAAGCAAAUGGAAAAGAAAAAUGCGAGCCAAAAAAAGGGAAAGAUAUGCUGUUAAAGAGCUCGCCAGGUUGAAGACGGUGGUUGAGAGUGCCAAGAAAACGGAUGUUGAUAUGUCUGAUAUUUGCCAAGUGGUCACUAUCAAACAAAUAACGCAACGUCGGUCAAGGAAAGAAGCAUCCGAAGUUGAACACGAAGCAAAUGAUGAUGAAACUGGUGAGGAAAGAAGCGAAGAUAAAACUGAGGAAGCUACUGGUGCCAUGGAGGUUGAUGUUCAAAAGAAGAAAUAUGAUCGAAGGACCAUGAAAGAUAAGGAUGGACAAUACCCAGUCUGGAUGAACCAAAGGGAAAUCCACAGAAUUAAAGCAAGAUUGGGCAAAGGUACCAGAAAAGGCAAGAGGAAGCAGACAUGGUGAUACGAGACUAAUAUGUUUCUCCUCCUGUACAUAGUGAUGACUCACAUAAAACAUUUCACAUUAAAGAGGCAAAAGAAGUGACAUCUAA